Molecule: messenger RNA, 873 nt
Organism: Nicotiana tabacum (common tobacco)
Lineage: Eukaryota; Viridiplantae; Streptophyta; Magnoliopsida; Solanales; Solanaceae
Source: RefSeq, a predicted model, not a curated record
AUGAGUAAUGCAAAAUCCAUUGGCACACCAAUGAGCCCUUCCACAAAUCUAGACAAAGACGAACAUGGCAUUCCUGUUGAUAAAACUAAAUGUCGUGGAAUGAUUGGAUCACCGCUGUAUCUAACAACAAAUCGACCGAAUAUUAUGUUCAGUGUAUGUAAAUUUGCCAGGUUUCAGUCAGCUCCUAAGGAAUCACAUUUGACCGCCGUGAAAAGAAUCAUUCGAUAUCUUAUUGGGACUGUAUCUCAUGGACUAUGGUAUCUUCGCUCAAACUCUUUUAAAUUAGAAGGUUUUUCAAAUGCUAACCUUGCAGGUGAUAAGGACGAUAGAAAAAGCACAAGUGGUACAUGUCAAUUACUGGGAAAGGCAUUGAUAUCCUGGAACAGUAAAAAACAAGGAUCAGUCGCAUUGUCUGCUACUGAAGCUGGAUACAAUGCUGCUGGACAAUGCUGCGCACAACUACUUGUCGUUGUUCUGGUUAAGAAGCACGAUAGUGAAGCAAAGCAUGCACCUGUAGAGCCUAAACCUUCACCCGUUGUCCCUCAUCCUAGUCUUGACAGCCCUGAUCUUGGUGAAAAGCUUCAUGCUAUUGACUCUCAACUCUCUAAAAUAAAAAAUCUUCUCAAAGCCACUCAAUCUACUGUUCGUGACAUUCAUGCCAUUUCCAAGGAAAUAGGGUCUGAUGUGUCCAAAAUUAGAGUUGCUGUUUUCAGAGUUAGGGAGAAGGCUGUCAAAGCCUUCAGGGAGAUUCAUGACAGGUUGGAUGGAGUGAGCAUCUCAGCCAAUGCAAGCUUUGAACAAUUGAAGGAGCCUUUGGAUAAUUUAUUUUUUGCUGUGCUAUUUUUGUGGGCUGUUUUCUCAGCCAUUGGAUGA